AUAGACGACAAGAGCAGUGCAGAUAAAGGAACACGCACCAGAGAGUGCAGCAGAGAAGGAGAGGGAGAGAGGAUGUAGCCUAGCUCUAGCCAGAGCAGCAUCACACUGACUAACCACUGAAUCUCUGUAAUGCAGCAGAAUCAGUGGCCCAACUAAAGAAAGGCACCAUGGCUGUUGGAUUGAGGCCAGUGAUUUUGCUGCUUUUGCUGCUCUGCUGUUGUCAACUUGCCUCAAGUAAAGAAGGAAAAUCCACAAAGAAAGGAAAAAAAGGAAAGCAAGUUGUCUGUCCAUCGCAGUUGUCUCCAGAAGAUUUGGCACAGGUUCCAGCUAACUCUACCUCCAACAUUUUGAAUCGUCUGAUGGUCAGUUAUGACCCAAGAAUAAGACCUAACUUUCAAGGUAUCCCAGUUGAGUCCAGAGUGAACAUCUUCAUUAACAGCUUUGGGUCUAUCCAGGAGACAACUAUGGACUACAGAGUAAAUAUAUUUCUUCGACAAAGAUGGAAUGACCCUCGUCUACAGCUUCCUACAGAUUAUAAGAGUGAAGCACUAACUGUUGAUCCCAAAAUGUUCCAGUGUUUAUGGAAACCAGAUCUUUUCUUUGCAAAUGAAAAAAAUGCAAACUUUCAUGAUGUCACACAAGACAAUAUACUGCUUUUCAUCUUCAGGAAUGGAGACGUCCUGAUCAGCAUGAGGCUGUCGGUGACACUGUCUUGCCCCUUGGAUCUUACACUUUUCCCAAUGGACACACAGCUAUGCAAGAUGCAGCUGGAGAGUUUUGGCUACACCACCAGUGAUCUUGUGUUCAUGUGGCAGUCUGACCCAGUUCAAAUGGAUGAGAUUGCUCUCCCACAGUUUGACAUCAAGCAAGAGGACAUAAAAUAUGGAAACUGCACAAAGUACUACCAAGGAACAGGAUACUACACCUGUGUUGAGGUUAUUUUUACAUUGCGACGGCAGGUCGGUUUCUACAUGAUGGGAGUUUAUGCUCCAACACUGUUGAUUGUUGUUUUGUCCUGGUUGUCAUUCUGGAUCAACCCCGAUGCCUCAGCUGCAAGGGUGCCACUGGGUAUUUUGUCAGUGCUUUCUCUAUCCAGUGAGAGCAUGUCCUUGGCUUCAGAGCUACCAAAAGUUUCCUAUGUAAAGGCUAUUGAUAUUUGGCUCAUUGCCUGUCUGCUCUUUGGGUUUUCAUCCCUGGUGGAAUAUGCUGUAGUCCAGGUGAUGCUGAACAGUCCUAAACUGAUCGAAGAGGAGAAAGCCAAAAUGGCCACAAAAGAAAAAGCUUUGAAGGAGAAAGAAGGAAAGAAGCCUUUAACUAAAGCUAUCAACACCAUCAAUGGCACUAGUGGAACACCAAUGCAUGUCAACACUCUGCAGGUGAUCACAACUUGGGUCGUUGAAACUCGCUGUAAGAAAGUUUGCACUUCGAAGUCUGACCUUCGCUCCAGUGACUUCAGCAUCGUUGGAUCUUUACCUCGAGACUUUGAACUUUCUAACUUUGACUGUUAUGGUAAACCAGUUGAAGUUACAGGGGCCCUCAAAUCACAAAACAAAGCCAACAAGAAACCACCACCACCUAAACCUGUCAUACCGGCAGCUGCUAAGCGCAUUGAUCUUUAUGCAAGAGCCCUUUUUCCCUUCUCUUUCCUCUUCUUCAAUGUUGUCUACUGGUCAAUCUAUCUGUAAGAGGAAGAAGAAGAAAGUGAUUUGUAUCCCUGGGUACAGAGCGGACAGUGCUGACACUAAAAGUACACUUUUCAUUGAUAAAUCAUAUAGGAAAUUUGUAUAUAGGUCAUUCCAUUAAAAAAAUCUGUUAAAUCAGAUAAAAGUUCCCACCUUACUCUGUCAGAAACAGCUUUCAUGUACAAUAUUUUUAGCAUUUUCAAGGAAGCAAUGAAUAACAUUACAUUCAUCCCGUCAAUAUUUUCCAAGGUACAUGGGGAUGCUUGAAAUUUUAUUUGUAAAUUUUCAACUGUGAACUCACCAUAUGGGUUAGAUAUCUGGUUAAAGCAAGUUAUAGCAUGGAAGGUCUCCUUUUUACCUACAUUUUCAACCUGUUCCCAUCUUCUAUACAGUUUUACAACACAAAAACUGGUGGGUUGUUUGUUUGGUUGGGUUUUUUUUUUUACAAUGGAUAUGUGCCACAAAACAAGCUAUUGCAGAAAUCCACCAUAUGUGAUGGAAUUAGAAAUGCCUGCAACUAGAACAUGUUUUCAGCAAACCAACAGUAAUCUCUGAGCAGUCUUACUCAUUCAGCAGUGUUGAUGCUCCAAGGAAACCAUGCCUAUCACAGCUUUAUUCCAGUUGAUCAAAACAGACUGGAAACUGUCAGUUUGUCUGGCAUCAAAAAUACAACCACUAUGCAGGCUGGAUGUAUUAUUGCCAGAAGUUCCUACAUAAGAGUCGUUGCUAACUAACAAUUAUUUUUUCUGUUUAGAGCCAUGUUUGCAAAGAUGCAAAAACCAGUGUGGUUCCCGGGUAUAACUGCAAAUUUUCACAAAUAUAAAACUUAGCGUCCUAUUGCUUGAGUUCCCUUAAAGCCCGUACAUUAAGUAGGCACUGCAUGUUUGUCUUUGUGUAAUACAGGACAUUGUGCUAGUUAUAACCUAAAUUAUGCAGUUUAAAAUAUCACUGUAUCCUGUGCAUUAGAAAUAAAUGCUUUUUAUUGAGGGUAACAUUACUGGUCACACUUCAUGUUAAAAGUAUAGUAUUCUAGAGUGGCCAAUGUGGAUGAGAAUCGAGGAAAAGAAGGUUCUCUGCAAGAACCGGUUCCUAGUAGACCAAUUCCUUGGAAUUGUUAGUCUGCUUGCCUGUCAAUCCCGCUUAUCAGUUCUGGCACGUAUGCUACAAUUAGCUGAUUUCAGUUAUGGAGGAGCAAAUUGUAGGGCAGUUUCCAGCGUGGAUACGAACAUAACUUUUAUUUUUAUUGCACAAAAGGAAGUGCAAACUGCAUCUAGGACAGAACAGCUUGUUGCUAAUACAACUUCAGCUCUUUGCAAGACAGCAUGCUAAUGCUAGGCUAUCUAAGAUCCCAGAGCGAUGCUAAGCUGAGUGAAUGCCAAUCCCAGCCCAUGGCUGCAGUAAAGUGAGCCAUCACUUGUGAGCUGCGGUGAGGCCAGCUGCCGCUGAACUUCAUCAGGUAAAAAACGGAUGAGCAGUUAGGCUGCAGGCUUCGUUUCUACCUGUUUUUAUUUAUUUAUAUAUUUAUAUUUAUUUUUAUAUUUAUAUAGCCCCAAAUCACAACAAUCUGUUCAUGUUUCUGAAGUAGAAUCAACAUGGAGAUCACUUUAAAGUCUGGUUGUGCUUGUUUUCAUUUUUGUUUUGUGCUGUCGGCUUUGUGUUCAUACCUAAACACUAAGAGAAAUAUCAUAUGUGUGCCCUCAUUAGGGCAGGGAUUUGUGUUGGUGUGUGGGACUGUAAAUUCAGGUUUAUAUUGGGAAAUGGUAAUUAUGAGACAAUAUGUUUUUGUUCAUUUGACCGAGAAAGGCAGUUGUAAUGUAACAAAUAGUGUAACAAAGUACUUCCUCCUCCUUUUGAGUAAGACCCCUGAUCAUAACAAAGAGUGGAAAUACCUCCAAAAUCCACAAACAUUUGACCCACAGCAUGUAAUUAAUUUGCAUGAACAUGUCUUUGACAUGGUGCUUAGAGAUGUUGGUGACUCUGAAAAUGAGAAUGAUAUGGGAAUCGAUAAGUGAUACCAAUCAUGAAAUCCCAUCCCUAGUGGCAAAUAAAAAAUAAAAUAAAUUCCAUGAUGAAAAUAUAAUCCAAAGAGAAUAAAAAAUGUAAAAAUAUUCUUCUGCAAUUUCCCUGUUGUUUCAAGUUUGACAAUAGAAGCAUGACUGAAAUUAUUUGUAUUAUAACAGUCUUAAUUUAGACAUUUUAUUGGCACCAUUUAUUUAACAGGAUUUAACAGGGAGCCAAUGAAGAGAAGCCAAUAUAGUCCCUGUCAGUACUCUUGCUGCAGCACUUUGGAUUAACUGAAGGCUUUUCAGGGAAUUUUCAGGACAUCCUGAUAAUAAUGAAUUACAGUAGUCCAGCCUAGAAGUAAUAAAUGCAUGAACUAGUUUUUCAGCGUGAGAGAUUGUCCAAUUCGAAAAAAGCAGUCCUACAAAUUUGUUUAAUAUGUGCAUUGAAGGAUAUAUCCUGGUCAAAAAUGACUCCAAUAUUCCUCACAGUGUUAAUGGUAGGUCCACCAUUAGUGCCCAGUAAUUUAAUGCCAUCCAUAGCAAUAAUCUGGUUAGAUACCAUAUUUCUAACAUUCUUUUAGGCCAGAGUAGAGUAACAGAAAAUUAGAGGUCAUCCAGGUCUUCCUGCAAUUAAUUGGUGUGUGCUAUCCAACUUACUACUACGGAUACUGCCAAAGGCAAGCAUGGAUAAGGUAAACAGAAUCGGUGCUAGUACACAAAGUGUUGCGUCCAUAACUAACGACUUUCCAUUUACAUCAACAAAUUGAAGUCUGUUAGAUAGAUAUGAUCCAAAUCCCUGCAGUACAGAACUUUUAAUAUCUAUAGCAUCCUCUAAUUCCUGUAAUAAAAUAGUAUGGUGAACAGUAUCAAACUGCACUAAGGUCUAGCAGGACAAGCACAAAGAUGAGUCCACUGUCAGAGGCCAUAAGAAGAUCAUUUGUAACCUUCACUAAAGCUGUUUCUGUGCUGUGAUGAGCUCUGAAACCUGACUGAAACUCUUCAAAUAAGCCAUUCCUCUGCAGAUGAUCAGUUAAAUGUUUUACAACUACUCCUUUAAGAAUCUCAUUAGGAACUGUCAGGAAUGACAAGCGUGUGGGGCCUAUAUUGACUACUGAGUACCAUGUUGAGUUAAAUUCUGCCAAAAUGAACUAGCCGGCAGCAUAAUUGUUUUACUUCAAUUUUCGGGGUGCGUUUGAAUCCAUAUUUAGAUCUGAUGCAUUUUCAAAGUGGUGCUUUAAUUUUUUGCGCAGUGUAACUAUUAACUAUUUGUUCUAGUGUGAUCUUUUUGAUACCUACAUCUUACUAGAGAUUUGAUAUUUAUGCUUAUUGUCCCGUGUGCAUUCCUAUUACAAAACAAGGAACAAUUGCUGCUACUGAAUAUUUCUCUGUUAUUUUUAGUAAACACAUAAAUAUAUUUUGUUCUUAUUUUUCUUAAUUUGAAAAACUGCAUGCAAAAUGCAAGGAGAUAAUGUUACAUAGCAUAACAUUGCAGAAAAACUACUCCAAAGUUUAAUUUAACAAUUAUUAGUUCUUAUGACACCUUGCUUUUUAUGAAUAACUUCAUGCUAUCUAUACUUUUUAACAUAAAGUGUAAUCAGCUCAGUCAGUAACAUUCCAGUAUGUAAAGAUAUAAUCAUAAAAAAGGAAGAAACUCUUCACUUAAAAUGCCAAAUAGAAAACUGUCGAGAUGUGAUUUAAAUGAAUGGGCAAGAACAGGAAAAGAAUCAGAAAUAUUUCCGUGUAUAGUAGACUGAUAACUGACUGAUGCCAUUAUGCAAUAUGUCAAAUUUCACUAAAGAUUGAUGAUAUAUCUUUUUGCUGGAGUGUUCUAACUAACUGCUAGAGUACUUUGACAUUAGAUUGCACAGUUUUAAGUACCAGCUAAGCUUGACUGCCAGUUGCUAAACUGUUUGCUAUGCCCUUUCUUAAAAUAUAUAUUACCAUGAUAUAUAUUUAGAAGUACUGUCUUCCCAGCACUGCAAAGAACUUGAAUCAUUUUAAUGGAAGUGAAUAAAAGUUUCUUUUCCCCAAGAA
Molecule: messenger RNA, 5719 nt
Organism: Oreochromis niloticus (Nile tilapia)
Lineage: Eukaryota; Metazoa; Chordata; Actinopteri; Cichliformes; Cichlidae
Product: glycine receptor subunit beta
Exons: 11
Coding region: 168-1685 (505 amino acids)
Biological process (GO): chloride transport; monoatomic ion transmembrane transport
Cellular component (GO): postsynaptic membrane
Molecular function (GO): transmembrane signaling receptor activity; extracellularly glycine-gated chloride channel activity
Source: RefSeq, a predicted model, not a curated record